CCCUUCAAAUCUGGACUCAACAGUUACUUCUUUUGCCGGAGAACAUUGUUACUCCGUCAAAUCUUCCCCCAGCACUGACGCAAAGAUUUAUUCAUUGUCUACCUUGUGAAAAGACAAAAAAGAAAUCAAGAAGAUGCCAUUCCCAUACAAGACUGUGCUGAUUACCGGCGCCACCGCGGGCAUCGGCCGGGCUUGGACGGAGCGGAUGGUGGAGAAUGGCGUCUUUGUAGUCGCUGUCGGUCGCCGCCGUGAACGACUUGACGAGCUGGCGGCGCGCUUUGGCGACAAGAUUGGCGUGGAGGAGCACGAUGUUGCUGACCUGGACGGACUUGCAUCAUGGGCGAAGGGGAUGACGACCAAGUACCCCACAUUGGACUGCAUCAUCGCCAACGCAGGGGUCCAAAACACGACAAACCUCGCCUCACUGACCAAACCCGGCGCCGACGGCACAGCGCUGGUCAACACCAUCACAGGCGAGGUCAAUCUGAAUUACCUCUCCCCCGUCCACACCAUCAUCCACUUCCUCCCGCACCUGUCCGCCCUCGGCGCCGCGGGGAAGCCGACGGCCGUCGUGCUGGUCACGUCGGGCCUGGCCCUGGUGCCCAUGUCGCGAUGCGGCAACUACUGCGCGACCAAGGCGGCGCUGCACUCGUUCGCCUGGACGCUACGGUCGCAGCUGCGGCAGCAGCGGGAGGAUGAGGGUGGCGACUCGUCAACGGUCCAGACUCGUGUGAUCGAGGUGGUGCCGCCGGCGGUCAAGACGGAGCUGCACUCGCGGCAACCGGACCUGGUCGCGGCCGGGGCGGGAGACUUUGGAAUGGAGCUGGACGAAUUCACAAACGAGACUUGGGCGGCGCUGUCUGGCGACGAGCAGCAGGACGAGAUUCUGGUUGGACCGACCAAGAGGCAUGCGAAACUGGUCGAUGCGACUAGAGAAAGCUUUGUGAUCAUGGAGAAGAUGAUCAGAGACCAGGGCAAGGUUACGGGGAAGGAGGCGGGAUGGAAUGCUGGCAAGUAGUGGAGGAAUGGCCGGUGGGCAUUUGGAUCGAUGUUUGAGAAAAUUUUGUGGUGCGUUGGCAUGAAUUCUAUCAUUUGACCGCUGUACUUACGGUACUGAUUUUGUGGCAAUGGGUUUGUGCCGACAGGCAUGUUGCUCGCUUGAUGCCAAGCAGUUAUGAGUACUGUACAUUGCCAAGACCAGGCAUAAUGCCGGUUGUAUAUUUAUCGAAAUAGAUCCACCUACGCCC
Messenger RNA from Pyricularia grisea, 1247 nucleotides. RefSeq lists its product as uncharacterized. The record is from RefSeq and is a predicted model, not a curated record. The coding region runs from base 134 to 1018 and encodes 294 amino acids. The transcript has 2 exons. Gene Ontology annotation, molecular function: oxidoreductase activity. Lineage: Eukaryota; Fungi; Ascomycota; Sordariomycetes; Magnaporthales; Pyriculariaceae.